Messenger RNA from Scedosporium apiospermum, 1407 nucleotides. RefSeq lists its product as uncharacterized. Gene Ontology annotation, molecular function: monoatomic cation transmembrane transporter activity. Gene Ontology annotation, biological process: transmembrane transport; monoatomic cation transport. The transcript is spliced from 10 exons. Gene Ontology annotation, cellular component: membrane. The record is from RefSeq and is a predicted model, not a curated record. Lineage: Eukaryota; Fungi; Ascomycota; Sordariomycetes; Microascales; Microascaceae. Bases 1 to 1407 code for a protein of 468 amino acids.
AUGGCGUCGGACACUGACGCCUCCCAAAUACGAGAUGAUCCCAAUCCUGCCUCGUCAAGUCCCCGUGCAGAUGCAGGCGCAGCAAGUUCAGACGCCAUAUUGCCAGUCAUAGAAGGGAAGGCGGUGCCGCCGUCUGAUCGUACUGCAUCCUACUCUGAGGAAAAGGCCUCCUCCAAGGACACCGCAGAGGCUACUGGAGUCGAGACAACCGUGCAAGGUGUCCAUGUUUUCAACCCUGCAGACCCGCUAGACUUUGGCCGUCAUCGUCGAGAAAAUGUCACUCGACGCCAGCUUAAACAGGACCAUCCAAAUGGCAAUGAGAAGAAACUGAAAAAGUUCUAUACUCGCCAAAACCGGCUCAUUGACCAAUUUCUCGGCGCCGAUGACGAAGAGCGCCUCGCCGUAGAAGAGGAUGCCCGCAUGGGACCCAAGAUCAAGUUUGCCGUCAACGCGUCCUUCACCGUCAACUUUUGUCUUUUCGUCAUCCAGCUUUAUGCCGCCAUAUCUACUGGAUCUCUCUCCCUCUUCGCAACCGCCGCCGAUGCCUUUAUGGAUCUCGUUUCCUCUUUCGUUAUGCUCGUAACCUCCAGGAUGGCUGCGAGGCCGAGUGUGUAUAAGUACCCAGUUGGCCGGACGAGAAUUGAGACGAUUGGUGUCAUCCUCUUCUGUGCCUUGAUGACGACUGUUGCCAUCCAGCUCUUGAUUGAGUCCGGCCGUGCGCUAGGCGACGGAGAGCAAGAGGCAGAAAAGUUGCACAUAGUCCCCAUCAUUUUCGUGAGCGUUGCAAUUUUUGCCAAGGGCACAUUGAUGGUCUACUGCUUCUUCUACCGAAAGUACCCGUCGGUUCAUGUGUUCUUUGUCGACCAUCGAAACGAUAUUGCCGUUAAUCUCUUUGGUCUCAUCAUGUCCAUUACUGGCGAUAGGUUCGUUUGGUAUCUCGAUCCCAUCGGUGCCAUCUGCAUCGCUCUCAUCAUUCUCUUCUCCUGGACCUCCAAUGCGUUCGAGCAAGUCUGGCUUUUGGUUGGCAAAGCCGCUCCUCGUGACUUCAUCAACAAACUGGUGUACAUUUCCAUGACUCAUGAUGAGCAGAUUUUGAAAGUUGACACCUGUCGUGCGUACCACGCUGGCCAAAAAUACUAUGUCGAGGUUGAUGUCGUCAUGGAUGAAUCUGCUCCUCUGAGGAUUACUCACGAUGUCGCCCAGGGCCUCCAGAGGAAGAUUGAAGGCCUUGCUGAUGUAGAGAGGGCAUUUGUUCACGUCGAUUAUGAACAUGAGCACGACAUCCACGAGGAACACAAGCCGUUAUACGAAAAGAAGCAGGACAAGGCCAAAGUAAGCCUCAAGGAGAGGCUGCUAGGCGCGAGGAAGAAGGGCGAGGAGGCGGCCAUAGGGGAUAAGACGAGCUAA